GGUGGAACCGGUGAAUUUUUCAACUUCCAAGUUUUGCAGCGAAAGAAAGCAAGAGAGGGGAGGGGAGAAAAAAAAAAAGAGCACAGAGUAGAGACGAGAGGAGUUUGGAUUUAAUGUUUGGGAUUUUUUCAGAAGCUCGUUUCGAUCCCUCGGGGCUCUGGGCAACGGCGGCAGCAAGCAACCUCCACGCUCGGCCGGGUCAGACGCGGGGCGAGGCGGGCGGGCGGGCACGAGCGGUCGGCGCGGGCUGCAGCUGCUGCAGCUGAAGACCGCGCGCUGCGAACCUCUUCCGCCCCAAGACCUGCGCUCGCGCCCCCUCCCUCCCCUUGGCCUCUCCUUUCUCCCCGACCCACCCCGCCCCCCACUCCAGCCCUCUCCCGCGCGCACCCCGCCACCCGCGCGCACUCGCUCACGCUCCCUUCCUCUCUCCCGCUCCCUUCCUCUCUCCCUCCCUCCCUCCCCCUCUCUUUCUCUCUCACUCUCUCGCACACACAUACACACACACACACAGACACACACCACACAGACACACACAGACACACACAGACACACACACACACACACACACACACACACAUGGUUGGCGCUCGGCAAAGUUUCGCCUGCGAUCGCCACUCCAGGAUCUUGCCGCAGUGCUCGGGGCUGUAACCUUGAACUUUCCCAGCACGGUGACACAUUCUCUCUUUCCCUCCCGCCCUCUCCUGCGCCCCCCUCCCCGCCUUUUUUAAAAAAAGCAUUUCACCACCAACUACCACCCCAAUCCAGCCCACACCGAGCCUUAGCGCACUCACAAGCACCCCCCCAACAACAACAACAACAACAACAACAACAACUACAAAACAGAAAACAAAUCCCCAAACCCAGGAGAAAAGCAGCCAGCUCUGGAGGCGGCGGCGGCGGCGGCUUUGGCGAGAACGGUCGGCGCGCUCGAACUGCAAGAGGGUUAAAAGUGUAGAUUGGAUUUCACCCCGGGAAAUCUAGCUCGCCGAGUGAACUUGAAUCUUUGGCUAUUUAAGAAGGACUGGGUUUGUUGUGAAGUUGCGGCGAUUCAGCGCACAGCCCCGUUCUGAUUGAUUGCAUCGCGGGGCUCAGAUGACUGUAAAAUGAAUAGAUGAAAUUCUUGCUUCUCGAAGAUUUUCUUGGGCAUCUCCGGGAAAGUGCGUUUUAAGGCGAAGUCAUGAUGUAUUCUCCCAUCUGUCUCACUCAGGAUGAAUUUCACCCAUUCAUCGAGGCACUACUUCCACAUGUUCGUGCAAUUGCCUAUACUUGGUUCAACCUGCAGGCUCGGAAACGCAAGUACUUUAAGAAGCAUGAGAAGCGAAUGUCAAAGGAUGAAGAAAGAGCAGUCAAAGAUGAGCUGCUCAGUGAAAAGCCUGAAAUCAAACAGAAAUGGGCAUCCAGGCUCCUGGCCAAACUGCGCAAAGAUAUUCGCCAGGAGUACCGAGAGGACUUUGUGCUCACCGUAACUGGCAAGAAGCAUCCAUGUUGUGUCUUAUCCAAUCCUGACCAGAAGGGUAAGAUUAGGAGAAUCGACUGCCUGCGACAGGCAGACAAAGUCUGGCGUCUGGAUCUAGUCAUGGUGAUCCUGUUCAAAGGCAUCCCCUUGGAAAGUACCGAUGGAGAGCGGCUCAUGAAAUCCCCACAUUGCACAAACCCAGCACUUUGUGUCCAGCCACAUCAUAUCACAGUAUCAGUUAAGGAGCUUGAUUUGUUUUUGGCAUACUACGUGCAGGAGCAAGAUUCUGGACAAUCAGGAAGUCCAAGCCACAAUGAUCCUGCCAAGAAUCCUCCAGGAUACCUUGAGGACAGUUUUGUAAAGUCUGGAGUUUUCAAUGUAUCAGAACUUGUGAGGGUAUCCAGAACACCCAUAACCCAGGGAACUGGAGUCAACUUCCCAAUUGGAGAAAUUCCGAGCCAACCUUAUUAUCAUGACAUGAACUCGGGGGUCAAUCUUCAGAGGUCGCUGUCUUCUCCACCAAGCAGCAAAAGACCUAAAACUAUAUCCAUAGAUGAAAAUAUGGAACCAAGUCCUACAGGAGACUUUUAUCCUUCUCCGAAUUCACCAGCUGCUGGAAGUCGAACAUGGCAUGAAAGAGAUCAAGAUAUGUCUUCUCCAACUACUAUGAAGAAACCAGAAAAGCCAUUGUUCAGCUCUACAUCUCCACAGGAUUCUUCCCCAAGAUUGAGCACUUUCCCCCAGCACCACCAUCCCGGAAUACCUGGAGUUGCACACAUCAUCUCAACUCGAACUCCACCUCCACCCUCACCGUUGCCAUUUCCAACACAAGCUAUCCUUCCUCCAGCCCCAUCAAGCUACUUUUCUCAUCCAACAAUCAGAUAUCCUCCACACCUGAAUCCUCAGGAUACUCUGAAGAACUAUGUACCUUCUUAUGACCCAUCCAGUCCACAAACCAGCCAGCCUAACAGCAGUGGUCAAGUGGUAGGGAAAGUGCCUGGCCAUUUCACUCCUGUCUUGGCACCCUCUCCCCAUCCCAGUGCAGUGCGACCUGUGACCCUGACCAUGACAGAUACUAAACCCAUCACUACAUCCACUGAAGGUGAGGCAGCUUCACCUACAGCAACCACUUACACAGCCUCAGGCACAUCUCAAGCCAAUCGAUAUGUGGGACUAAGUCCAAGAGACCCAUCCUUCCUACAUCAGCAACAGCUGAGGAUUUGUGACUGGACCAUGAAUCAAAACGGCAGGCAUUUAUACCCCAGUACCAGUGAGGAUACAUUGGGAAUUACUUGGCAAAGUCCUGGUACCUGGGCUAGCUUGGUUCCUUUCCAAGUAUCAAAUAGGACACCCAUCCUACCGGCAAAUGUCCAAAAUUACGGUUUGAACAUAAUUGGAGAACCUUUCCUUCAAGCAGAGACAAGCAACUGAGGGAAAAUGAAAUACAACAAUAGUUUAAGAAAUGUUUUUAAAAUAACCAGAACAGAAGAAGACUGGAUAAAACAAAAUAAACAAAAAGGGAGAAAGGAAAGAAACUGAAGAAAGAAGAUAAUAGACCAGCAAUUGCAGCACUUACAAUCACUAAUUCCCUUAAAGUUGAAACUGUAAUGACAUAAAAAAGGGUCGAUGAUAUUUCACUGAUGGUAGAUCACAGUCCCUGCAACGUAGCCUUUGUUACAUGAAGUCCGCUGGGAAAUAGAUGUUCUGUCUCUAUGACGAUAUAUUUUAACUGACUUUCUAGAUGCCUUAAUAUUUGCAUGAUAAGCUAGUUUUAUUGGUUUAGUAUUCUUGUUGUUUACGCAUGGAAUCACUAUUCCUGGUUUUCUCACCAACGAAGGCUAGGAGGCGGCAUCAGAGGUGCUGGGUGACAGAGCCAUGAGCCAGCCAUUUUGUAAGCACUCUGAUUUCUAAAAGUUAAAAAGUAUAUAUGAAAAUCUCUGUAGCCUUUAGUUAUCAGUACAGAUUUAUUAAAUUUUGGCCCUUAACCCAGCCUUUUCCAGUGUGUAACCCAGUUUGAAAUCUUAAAAAAAAAAAAAAAAAAGAGAAAAAAAGAAAAAAGAAAAAAAAAAACAGUUUGAACACAAAGGCUCUAUGGAAGAAAUGCCUCUAUGUAGGUGAAGUGUUAUCUCUGCAUGCAACAGUAAAAAAAUUAAUAUAAUAUUUUCCCCACAAAAGAAACACUUAACAAGAGGCAAGUGCAAUUUAUAAAUUAUAUCUAAAGGGGAAUCAUGAUUAUAAGUCCUUCAGCCCUUGGACUCUAAAUUGAGGGGAUUAAAAAGAAUUUAAAAUAAUUUUGAACGAAUUUAUUUUCCCCUCAGAUUUUGAGGGCAUUAAAAAGGCAUUAAAUCAAGACAAAUCAUGUGCUUGAGAAAAAAGUUAAUGAAAACACAGCACUUAUGUUGGUUUAGCUGCAGCCUCCUUGGAGGUAGAAUUUAUUUAUUUAAAAUUACUGGUUGCAUCAAGAACCCAUAGGGUGUACCAAGGUUCAGUAAAAUCUCCAUUAUAGAGACAGAGGCAGGCAAAUCCAUGUCACAAGGGUAAAGCUUACAGUUUACAAACUGGGAAUGCCAGGGUGUAGAAUCUAAAAAUGCACUCUUAAGGAAACAGAUGUAAUCAGGGUGCUGAAAACUUGCAUGGUGCUUUCAGACAUUAGCCUUGUUCAACAAAUUUCUUGUAUUGACGGAUCUGUAGUGUGCAUGGGCAGACACAUUUUGCCUCUAUGUCUCUUAAAAAUUUAAUUAAAAAGUACUCUUUCCAGUAAUCCUAAUUUGCACGAAGAUAUAAUGUCCACAUUACGUGCCUUGCCUUGAAAUCUAAAAAAUGGAAAAAAUAACAAAAAAAAAACCACAAAAGGUGACAUCACUACACUUGUUUUGCUGCAUUUAUUAUCAUUUUAAAUCUUUACCAUUUUUAUGACAAAAUGUUUUGUACUCCAGACGAAGAAAAAUGUGUGACAUCAUGGAUUUUUUAGACAGUUAUACCUUUAUCUCACAUUUAUAAAGCAUAUCAUGGCUGUGUAUAGUUGCCGCUUAAAAAUUGUAAUCUACCAGCAAUAUUUUCAGUAUUUUGGUGUUUUUUCUAUUAACCUUUCAUGUUUUUCAUCUUCCAAUUAAUAUUUGGGGGGAGGGGUUUCAAAUUUAUACGAAUUAUGCAAUACCAAGUUUUGCCUAUGUAGGUAGUGCUUUUAGCUGUAUUGGUUAUUAUAGAUAAGUACACAGAUUUAAAAAAAUAAUGUAUGCUUUUUUUGUUUGUUCGUUUGUUUGUUUUAAUUGACCAAAGUGGGUACUGCUAUUUUUGCAGUGUGAUGAGGUCCUUUUGUGUACUGAGAGAUGGACAGGGGAUUUUUUUAAUAUAUAUAUAUAUAUAUAUAUAUAUAUAUAUAUAUAUAUAUAUAUAUAUAUAUAUAUAUAUAUUCUGGGGUGGGUGGGAGGAUUUUUAACACUUUACAGUGUAGCUGUGAAGCAGUGCACCCUGAGAUGGGCUUGGGCUGCAAAGCGACUGUUCUGCCUACUGUGACAAAUUUCAACUUACACAGGUUCCCCCUUCUCUAACUUCCUACCUGGGGUGCAAGCUGAACUCAUUUCUGGUUUUCAUAACAAGAAUAGAACAGACACAACAAAUUUUCCUGGAGGCAGACUUGGCUUAAAACAGACUGUCUUAUCUUUUCUUUUGUUGUUGGUGGUAAUUCUUGACAAUUUCUGAUCCAUAAUAGACCCUGAGCUUAGCUCAUAUUUGGCAAAAAAUAUUUGUUGGAAAGUCCACAUAGUGUAUAUUUCAGACUUUUGGGUUUAACAGAUGAGUACAACUUUCUCUUUCAAAAUACUCUGUCCCAGCUGAAGGGAGUGUUCUUAUUAUCGCCCAACCACUUCUCUUCCUCAUUUAUUUACUUCACUAAUGAUACAUAAUUUACCCAUGACUUCCUACUUCAAAUGGAUGGCUGUCUUUGGAAACAUUUUUUUCCUAUAUAUUAGACAACUGAACAAAGAGAUUCUAUUAUUAAAUAUAUCUGGACUUAUAAAUUAAAAUGGAAUUCAACUUUUAAGAAACAAAAAUAAGUAAUGAUUUGGGGAUGUUUUUGUUUUACCUGCCUUUGAGAACCAGAGCAGAAGGGAAAUACAGAAUUUUAAGAAAGUAAUUUUCCUGUGGAUGAAUUAAAAGAUGCUGAUAAGGUUUUAAAGAGCAUAGUGCCUCAUAUACAUAUUUGAUUGAGACACCUUCCCCCCAGCAUUCCCCCCCAUACACACACAUUAAGGACUAGAAGGUAUAUGAAAGCUGGUUUUAUUUUUUAUUUAUUUAUUUUUACUGUCUGUCACCACAGUUACCACUGGGGUUUGGUGAGGCUGGUUUUAUUUUGCCCUCCCUGCCUGCCACCUCCCAGUUCUACUGAAGGGAUUCAUUACCAAAAGGAAAAUCAUUCAAAAUUAGUGACAAGUAGGAGCUGUCAUGAGUAGAACCUAACCCCUUUUCCCAAGGCCAUAACCUAUUAAAAUAAACUUUCCAUAGUUUUCACCACAUUAUCAUUUAAUAACAAAUAUUUUAGAGCAAUGGAUAGGUACCUGAGAAUUGUAUUUGAUUAACUCCCGAUUAACUCUUUCAAUUUGGUAGCCCAAAUGCUGAAUAGCACAGCUGGAUCCUAGCAGCUCAAGUUUAAAAGCAAGACCCAAUCAUUUUUCUGAUACUUAAAUUGGUAAGAAACAGAUCAUCUCACCCAAGCUCUUCUCUAAUUUUUGACCUAGUAGGUGAACUAAUUAACCUCACAAGACAUGCAGUAUUUUUAAAGGCAGUCUCUCUCUCCCUCUCCCUCUCCCUCUCCCUCUCCCUUUCCCUCUCCCUCUCCCUCUCCCUCUCCGUGUCUCUCUCUCUCUCUCUCUCCUUCUCUCUCACCAGUGAAUGAGCAGUUCUAGCUAAAUAAGUUACACACUGUGGGUAUUCCUGCCUGCCUCUUGAAUACAAAGGCCUAGGUCAAGUGUUGCUUUUGUUAUUGUCUUUUUUUUUCUCCUUUUCUUUUGAGAAAAAAAAGAAACUAUUAAAAAUACUAUAUAUAUAUAUAUUUAAAAAUCUCAAAUCCAUGUUUUGGCCUCCUCCUCUUUUACCAGGAAGUAUAUUCUGAAGAAGGGCCCCACUUUUGCAGGUCUUGCACUCCCCUCCCCUACCCAGAACUGCAGAGCUUCAGGAAGGUGAAGGUCGCCCAAGGACAUUGGCAGGGGCUAGUGUCUCCAGCCCCUGUUUUCUUGGCAUUAUGUUCAGCUGUAGUUGGCAUAGCUUUGCAGCCCACCACUCACAGUGCCUCUGAAGUGUUUGCUCUGGGGUGACAUGAGCAUUUGAGGCUUGUCUAAGGAAAAAAUAAAUAAGUAAUGAAAGGCAGUGAAGGAGACUGUACAUAAAGACAUGGCAAAAAAAAUCUUAAUUAUAGCAAUAUAGUUAUGGGGUAAUGUUCGGGUGGGCAGCUCCAUUAAAAAAAAAUAUGUGAAUGAAUCUGUGAAGCUGCAAGUAGCAAGAAGAAUGAAAGGUCUUCUUAAUGAACCGCCUACCUUGUAGACAGUAAUUUGUACACUGUAUAGUUUUGUUAAGAAUUUUUUUUAAAUUAAAAUUCCCAUGUUUGUAAAGCUAACUUUUUAACAAUUAUAAUGGAACUAUAUGUUGUUUCCAUUUUUAAAGUAAGCAAGAAUAUUCCUUGUUUGGAGAUUGGACUUGAGUUAAAACUCUCCAGUCUCUUAAGUUAUGUAUUAAAAAAGAAAAAAAAAAAAGAAUCUGUCCAUGUUAGGAGUUAUUUCACAGAUUCCUGUGCUUGAAAAGCAUAGGAUACUAAUCCUUUAAAAAAGUGUAAAUGGAGAAAAGUUAUAUUUUAUGAAGGUUAUUUUGUUGUAUUUAGUAUUGGAAAAGCUGGUUUUCAGAGCAUUUCAGAAUGUCAGAAGCACCACUGUCUUUUUAUUAGUAUAUACGGCCUUUAGCAAAAGUUUUUGUGAUUGUUACAUGAUGGUAUUUAAGUUUCACAGAACAUUCAGGAUAGGCAGAAAAAUGAAACAGUGCUAUGUCUCACGUAAUGUGUCCUCAGGGAGCAGAAUCUUGGAUUUGUGACUUGUAGCUUCAUAAGGACUCAACAAAAGAGAUUGCACAGGGACAUCUUCAAAGGUGUGACACCAGGACAUGAUCUUUAUUUAGAUUCAAAAAUCUAUGUACUGUGUCAAACAAUGAAGGCUGCAGAAAAUUAUCCCAUAUUCAAUGUACAGUAUUCAUUUUUUAAUAAGACAACUACAAUAUUGCUGGCAGAUAGGCCCCAAGCAUGACAUUCAGUAUAGUUUACAUGUUCCUGUCAAGGUCUUUUGUUAACAUUAACCAGCUGCAUGCUUCCUGGACUUUAAAAAAUUGGGUUUCUACAUAAAACUUUUUUUUUUUUAAUGUGCAGGCUAUUCAAGUUUAAUGGUAAGAGCUCAAAAUUGAAUGUUCUACUCCAUGGCGAAGGAGCUGAAAGCUGCCUUCUUCAUAUUUUGCACUUUCUGGUAGUCCCCCCAUUUUUUCUAAAUCCUUAAAAAUUGUGUGGGUUGGGUGGAGCACUGCAGUUGGGGGUAACAUGGACCACUGAUUUUGCCCUUUGACCCUGCACAAUAACCUUUGCAUCAGCCAAACUCAUUGCCAUGACAACUCUUUGUACUGUGUCUGUGCCACAGAUCUAUUGGUUACAUUGUUAAUAGUAAAGGGGACAAGUUGAAGAUGGUCAAUUUUUACAAUUUUUGUUGCAAUUUUUUUCUUUAAUGGUUGUAAGUAGUCUUUUUUUUAAUAAUAAAAAAGUUCACUAGUUAAUACUCUUUAGAAAUAAUCUGUGUGUUGCAAAUUAAAAUGUAUGUUGAGAUUGUGAAAAACAAACAGAAAAAAAAAAAACACUUCAGUGCCACUAGCCUACCAGUUUGCUAGAUUCAGCCUUUGAGAACUUUUAUUGCAUGAUACAGUUCCAGUAACAAAAGGUGGCCUAAAUACAUGAAAAGCAGUGUAAGCUAGUGACACUAAAGCCUGUCUUGUAUUACUGUAUUUUUCACAGAAUGGUUUUGAAAACUGUGCUACAGGGACUGAUGUGGCAAAUAUAUCUCUUUAUGCAGAAGGCAGUCUUUUUUUUUUUUUUUAAAGUAUGGCUUAUUAUGCAUUCUUCAUUGAGGGCAUUGAAGUUGCAUGGACUGAUAAAAGUUGAUGCAAAAUGAGAAAGAAACAAACAAACAACAAAAAAAAAAAACCAGCAAAAUGUUUACCAAAAAAACUCAAACAAAUGAGCAGUGCCUGUUCAAUUUCACAGUCUCUGUUGAGUUCAGUUGUAAAUAUGUUUCAAAUGACAUUUUCUUGGAAAAAAAAAUCUCUACAACAUUGUAGAAUGUGAGGGGUAUCUAUAUCCCAGGCAUAGGCUUCUCAAAGCUGCAUUAGAUUAUGUCUUCAUCAAGCUGUUAAUUUGUGCUUAUAUCAUAUAGAACCUUUAGCAUCCUGGGAAGAGGUGCCCCCGCCUCAGUGAUAUUUCUCUGAGAACAACUUUUGUAGGACUGUGUGUUUCUUUAGAUACAUUUAGUACAACUGUAGGUGACGAGUAGUCAGUUAUUGCUUGCUAGCUACACACCAGGGUUGAUCCAUUUUAAAACUUUUGGCAUUUUUGUCCCUAUGGGCCAUAAAUACAGAACUUUGUAUUUUAAUUAAAAUUUUUAAAUGGAGAAGGCACAUGCACAAUCUCUGUGUAACAAACCUUUAGUAGGAUGUAUUAUAUGACAGUUACUUAAUUUCUGGUGUUCAGACCUCUGGGAUCAGUCCCAGACUGGGCCAGAAUGUUAGGGAAGGUUUUAUUGUGCCCUGUUGGUGGAUAACGUUCUUUGGGUACUUUUUGUGGGCUGCAAAUGAACUCAAUUGCCACAAGUUUUAAACUGGUGUAAAUCAAGCUUGACUUAAUGUGAUUGUUACUGUUAUAUCCAGCCUAUACUGCUAGCAGCUGCUCAUACUGCAGUCAAUUACUGGAAGCAGAUAUAUUUCCUAUGCAAAAACUGUUUAAACAAUAAAAUGAGCUAUGCUACAGA
This is a messenger RNA of Erinaceus europaeus (western European hedgehog), 9501 nucleotides long. RefSeq names its product nuclear factor I B (gene NFIB). The transcript is spliced from 12 exons. Gene Ontology annotation, cellular component: nucleus. The record is from RefSeq and is a predicted model, not a curated record. Gene Ontology annotation, molecular function: RNA polymerase II cis-regulatory region sequence-specific DNA binding; DNA-binding transcription factor activity, RNA polymerase II-specific. Gene Ontology annotation, biological process: regulation of transcription by RNA polymerase II. Lineage: Eukaryota; Metazoa; Chordata; Mammalia; Eulipotyphla; Erinaceidae. The coding region runs from base 1178 to 2887 and encodes 569 amino acids.